Messenger RNA from Pocillopora meandrina, 6156 nucleotides. The record is from the annotation of a GenBank genome assembly. NCBI's taxonomy places the organism in Eukaryota, Metazoa, Cnidaria, Anthozoa, Scleractinia, Pocilloporidae.
ACAGAAUUUACUUGUUUGUUGAGUUAGUAAUUUGCAUAUACGACAGAUAACAGGUGAAACUCUCGUUUGGGAGUAAAAAAUCCUUUCGACUUGAUCUUACAUUGGGUUACAGAGAGAGAGACGAGCCAAAACAACUAUCGUAGAGCUAAGAGAUUGAUUACACACCAUGUCGAAUACUGUGGAACCUGGAUUGGCGAAGUCGACAGGAAUUAUCAGUGUCGCAGCCGGUGUAUGUGGCUUUGGAAAUUGUAUCUGUGGAUUUAUUUGGCUUGGAUACAACGGCUAUGGAGGCCAUGGUCUGUGGUCAGGCUUUGGCGUAAGUUUAAGUUAUAAUUUUUCUUAUUCUUCAAUAUUGUGUUCUGUUGGCAACGUUGGUAUCAGCAAGACUAAAUAAAAUCACAGCGAGUACGUGCACAAAUACAAGGUCUAAGAAAUUUUAUCGCCUCCAUUUUAUGCCAACCCGUCAAGCUAUUGUUGAAAGAUGUAACGAAAAAAAUGUUCCUCUCAGCAGACGAAGUUUGCGAAAUAUACUUUGAACGACAUUUUAAUUCACGUUCGCGUGAAACUUGACUUUGUAUUCUCUUCAACAAAGCCCGAAAAUAAAUACGAACUUCUCAACCAUUCAACUUUGAAUAACAAUUCAUUUUUACUGGCACGCGGCUGAGCCUGUAUUCAAUCUAAUCUAUUUUCAGCUUUUCAUCCCUUAGAAUCCAAGACGCUUAUGUACAACGAAGUCAUCACUUAAGUCCGGCAAAAUUCAGUUCGCAAUGGAGAAAUAUAUCGCCUCCAUUUCGUACUCCUAGCGCAAAAGUGCGGAUGCAACAAUUAAUUCAGCCUGUACAUAAUUCAAGCGUCGAUGACACGUUUAUAGAUAAACACUGACAAAAGUGAUUGAGACCUCCAUAAAUUUCCCAGACGUGCACAUAUGAUUUUCGGGGCAUCAAGGCAUUCUAAAAGGGGUAAUUUAUAUUGCUCGGUCGGUCAAUUUUCAGACUGGGAGGGUAAAGCGAACUUGCGUAAAAGGACAGCUUUGUAAACAAUCGUUUAAUCUAUAGUAUAUCAAAAAUAUUUUUUCAAGUUAACUCAUAUUUGACAAAAUUUCAUCCUCGCGAGAGAUGAAAUGCAUCCUCUGAGAAGAUUCGGAGGGUUUACGUCAUCAGGCAGAGAAUGCCGCCGUUCAACGCCCUAUUCCAGAUUUGGCACGCUACCAAAAUGUUUUUAAUGUAUUCAUUGCAUGGAUACGUUCUCUUACUCGUUUGUACAGGUGACAUAACACUCUCUCAUUACUGACAUUACUACGUACAUGAACAAAAUGACGAGGUCUCUACCGGCAAGUUAACCCUUUAACUCCUACAUCAAAUUUGUCAUUCUCCUUACUGUCAACCAUACAUUUCUUAUAAUGUUAGCUCAGAGAAUAUAGUAUUUGAUCGACUAAUCCACAAAUUGAUAUUUUUCUUUAUUUUCAUCACUUAUCUGGUUGAUAUUUUAUUGAUAUUGUAAGGAGAAAUUCUGUCUUGGUCUCUCAUGGGAGUUAAUAAUAAUAAGGUUAAUAAUUUACAUCAAGAUAUCAAUUCUAACGUAGACGUCCCGUUUUGAAUUAAACCAAGUUUGUUUUUAUCAUCCGACACUUCGCUCGAUUUUCAUGUGCUGGUUUCAUGCGCAGAAAUAAGUGAGAGAACUUGAGUAGAAAAAACAGAAUUAAAUAUAACUACUGAUUCUCACUCUAAAAAUAGCAUCCAUGUAUUCUUAAUACUGUUCUAUGUACAUUUCCGCUGGUGCCAGUCAGGACAUGAGGAGCUCGUUUAGCAAUCGCUGAGUAGAUCUUCUUUUGAAAUUGUCGACCAUUUCCUUUAUUCUCAUGACCCUGAUGUUUGAUUCAAGGAUGCUAGUGCAAGGACAAAUGACUUGCUAACUUCCAUAAGGGUUUACAGGGCUUAUGGAACGAAAUCACGAAUGACAACCUCCCCAGUAAUACGAGUUCCCCAAGGGUGGGGGGAUGUUUCAGUUCGAUCUUCCUUAGCAGGACAGUGAGGGGAUUACAUGGCUAAUACACCUUAGAGGAUAGGAUAAAGGAUAAAGACGAUGAAGGAGAAUUGACAAAUUAAAGCGAAGUUUGACUUCAGAAGAGCGCGACGUUUGACUUCAGAAGGGCGCUCAUUGUUCAUUUGCCUUUUUUUACAGUUACUCUUGGCCGCUGCAAUGGGAUUGUUCAUAUGGCGAUAUAGAAACAAGGGUAUCGUAAGUGUCAUUAAUGUUUUUAUUUUCGUAAUAUGUAACAGAAGAUUGUUUACACUUUAUCAAAUACGAUGACUGUUUCUUGUUUCUUUGAUCUGUAUGACUGCUAGACUACAAGAGAGAAGAAUGAUACCGAAUAAAAAAAAAUUUCUUACUUUUCCAGUUUCAUCAACAUACAUUUAAUACUAGUAGUAAUCGGAGAUUAGGGGAGUGCGUUCGGCAUUUCAAAGGGGAAAUAUUGUUUUUUGGUUAUUGGGAUAGAUGAAUAUGCCUAUGGUAUGUUGUCAAAUAAAGGGUUAUGGCGUAUUGUGAAACCUGUAUUUACUCUGCGUACGAAAAGGUUUUAAAGGCUACAUCCUUUGCGCAACGAAAUUGUGACGUCAUUCAAAAUGGCGCUGAAAAGAUGAACGGCCGGCCGAUCGAACGAAAAAACACGGGUCAGCUUUCGCUUGCGUGCACAGGACACCUACGCGAUCACAGGUAGCCCAGGAGAUUAGGAAGCGUUCUUCCUUCGUCGAACGCAAUCAAUUAAAUUAUUUUCAGUAGAAGUGUAGAAAUCGAUACAAACUACACAAACAGCAGUUUUGAAAGUAAUCAAUGUAAGCCCAAAUAAAAAAAUUUUGAAAAGUAGCUUGAAUGUCGACUUACAUUGUUACAAGAAUUACUCUCUUUCUUUAUUCAAAUUUAAUGUAUCUCUUUAUUGUCGUCGAGAUCCUUAAAGUUGUCCACAUAGGCCUCUGUUCUUUUGACGUUUCGCUUUGCAUCCCGGCUGUGCUUAUUUGGUUUCCAGUAAAGGUUUUUGCCAUUUGGAGCAUUAGGACCGCCCUAGAACGCCACAUCACUGUCUAACAAAUUUAGCCGUUUUUUUAACAAAACUGCGUUCUAAACUAUCUUGAAUUUAGCUGAAUCUUUAACUGAACCGGUAUUAAUUUUUGUGAACAUUGGCAGGAGGACCGAAAGCUAGAAGUGCAAGGACAUUUAUUUACUGAAACAACGCUCUUAUAGAAAAUACGUAAGGUCCACUAUUCGUGUAAAACCGCGGUUUGGGGCAGACCUCGUGUAAAUAAUCGGCCCUGAGUGUUGAAGUAAAGGCAAAAUUUGAUCAUAGGAUCAUAGGAUCAACUUAAAAAAGAUGAAUUGAUCCACUACAAAGAAACAAAAAACAUGCUGAUUUUGUCUUUUGUUCUACAAACUGUUUGAGUCGUGUUCAACUCAACAGUUAGCACAUCAAACUGUUUCAACAGGCAGAAAGCGAAACAUUGUAGAAUUAUUUCGAAGCCUACGAAUGCUCUAGUAUCAGCACGAACCAGCGCUCCUCUCCUCUUCACCAUUUGAUAUUAAAAAUGUUAGAAAGCCAAGGCAAAAAACAGGGGAGAAAUAUCACGUACUCAUCCAUGCACUUUCAGUAAUUUUGUUACUUUGUUGUUGUUAUUUUUUUUAAGGACUGUCUGUUGUUUUCUUUGCAGAUGGUAGCUUUCCUUGUGACGUGUAUAAUCUUGGUGAUUAUUGUGGGGAUCCAGACCAUUAUUGCCGCCUUGGCAUAUAUUUUAUGGCGUCUGUUCAGGAACGCUACAGACUGUUAUACCUUUGCUGGAAGAUGUCACUGUCGAGCCACCGACGGACAAAGGAUUCCCAUGGAUCGUAAGUACCGCACAAUUCAGUACUUAACAACAGUUAAGGACGCUCAAGGACGUUCUCGAAUGCGGAAAGCUUAACUCUAUCAGCGGCCUCUUCGUAAGAAUCCUUGACGUGCGGGUGACAUUUUUGCGAGGCAAGCGCGAGGUGAGACACGCGCGACAGGAGCUCUUUCCUCGCGAAUCUCACCCCUCACGCUCGCUUCGCGAUGUUCUCCCUUCCGCUGAAAAACAAAAAUUGACGCACAUUCUAUAAGUUAGAAAAGACUUCCUUAUAAAGUCUUACACUCUUACACUACUUCUUAGUAGCACCGCGUAUGUAAUUAAACUGUGGUACAUGCAGUCAAGUUAAGGACCCUGUUUGAAGCUUCCGAUCAAGAAGUACACUCUAUUCAGGAUGAUAAACAGCAAAAUGCAAUUAAACAUGACGAGAAUGUUCUCCUGGGGGAGGAGGGGGGAUAUGGACAGUGGGACAGUGUCAAAUUAUUUGAAAAAGAAACGUAAGACUGGGGUACACUUCAGAGUAACAAAAGAGUUAAUGCAGAUCCCUUGUUUGCCAAAAAUUAUACGUGAAAUUCAUUUAUUGGUUGAUUUCUUUGGUUGAGGCAAUUAUUUAGUAUACAUUUCUAUAAAAUUAAGCCCAGCAGAACCUCCGACCUGAUCACUAGCCUUUAAAAGACUGUAACUGUUUCAUAGAGACUUACUAGACCCUUUGCUAGUAAUUUUCGCUGCUGUCUUUUGUCAGUGGAAACAUGUGACGUGAUCACCGCCAUCGACAGCCUCUUCCUGUCAAUGACAAUUUUUUCCGCCUUUGGUACCGUCAUCUCACUUGCUGGCUCUGUUCUGGGAUGUAUGGGAACAUGUUGCGCAAGAACUCAGGUAGUAAAGUUUGAUCGUUAUAUUUUUUUAUCUUUAAUCAUUUUCUCUUGCUCAGUAAUUUCAUUCCCCGCUGACUUAGCCUGCGAACUACCCUCAUCAUUAGCACUACAGGACAAGUUUCUUCACUCACGAGAAAUCGUGUGCCGCGGUGAGGGUUCUGCAAGGGAUCGUACAAUGAAAAUGUCAGGCUCCUGGCAAACCUUUACCUGUCUCGUCUCUCGUGCGGAAAACGCGCGUCCUGCAGACUACAAGUGACUUUGGACGUUUGUGCAUCAAAAGAAUUGCGGCCGCACCGCAUGCACCCGUGAAUACAAGCCAUGGCAAUUUGAGGGAUCGUGAAAAGAAUGAAAGGGUUAAGUUUCUAAGGAAACUGUGGUGCUGCGUUGGUGGGGAAGCAUAGCAAAAUAAUCUGGUUCUAUUAAAUGAGUUGAUAAUGUAAAUUAGCCACUGUAAAGAGUUUCAAAGCUGACAUUUCGGGCGUUGGCCCUUCGUAAGAGCAAAUGAGCGAAUACUAUUAAUCAGUUUACUUCAUGCUUUAAUGACUGUUUUUGUUAGUAAUGGUUUAAUGGAGUUCUUAUCUCAUGAGCAUCUCCGUUGAAACUACAAUGUCCAGUUCCCUAUUUCAUUUCUAUUUAUUAUAGCAGCCAGGAGCAGUCGUUGUAGUCCAGCAGCCAUCCGGUACCCAGUCUACUGUGGUCUACACUGCCCCUCAGUACACUGGAGAGGGCUACCCAGUCCAGUACCCUAUGGCUCAACCUGGACAAUAUCCUGCACAGAAUGCUGCAGCCCCAAUGGGCCACUAUCCUCCACCCCAGUACUCUGCCACUGCACCAGGUGGAGUACAGCAUGGAGCUGAGGCAAUACCACCCAAAGCAUAGUGGGACAUUUGAAGUCUAAGCCAGUGUCUGGAAAGGACAGUACCUUUUGCUUUUGCCAUAAACGUAUGGCAUUCAUUUGUAGAACAAUAGAACAAGUUUCCAACAAAACAAGACAUAAAUACUUUUCCUUUAGAAAUGUGAUGUUUGAAGAUUUACGCCAAUUUUGUGCACACAGGUUCAUUUGGAUGAGAUCAUUCCAUUUGUUACAUUUUUUCUAGAUAAAAAUUUCCUAAAAAGUAUCUGUGUACUAAAUUUAAGGAGAAAAUUUACCAUGUCAAUGGCUUCACCGUUGAAAUAACAAAAGGCUUCUCUUGUCCAAGUUUCAUCAAGAACUUCUCAAACCGCAAUCAAACUAUGCUAAUAUCCAACCUACUUUCCUUUUUAACCUUUUGCUGCAAACCUUUUGAAGAAUUAGAACUAUAUGUUAUGCUGUUUGUAGUUAAAACAUAUUGGAUAUAGUUUGUCAUAAAAACACUUUGAAAAUAGCUGUUGAUUGUAAUUAGAUAUUAUAACAAAUUGUCUUGUCUACC